Rubroshorea leprosula is the source of this 810-nucleotide messenger RNA. NCBI's taxonomy places the organism in Eukaryota, Viridiplantae, Streptophyta, Magnoliopsida, Malvales, Dipterocarpaceae. The record is from the annotation of a GenBank genome assembly.
CUUCCCCGACCCUCUGCAAGCCGACAAGCCCCAGCUACCGCCACCCCUUUUUCCGGCCGGGAACACCGGUAAAACUUGGAGAAGUCUCCUCCUUUUCUCGUUCUAGGACAUCUACUCAACCCAGAACUUUUCCAGAUCUGCUCUCUUCCCUCUGCCGUGAGUUCCUUGCUGCUGGGUGCGCAUCUCUGGGCUUUUUCUGUUCUUUGUGAAUCCCGCCCCUGCCAUACCGCCAGAUCUGGUUUUGCUUGCUAGAAAUUCCGGUACUUGAUUAUUCUGCCCUCUAGCACUUGGGAUUAGGGUGCUGUUGGUGCGAUUGAGGUAAGUAAAUUAUGGUAAAGCCCUUCGAUUUUAAAGCAUGUUUUAAUUGUUUUUGAGAUGGUGGCAAGCUUUAAACUGAUUUUAUCAGUAUCUGAGUAUGAUUAAAUUGAAAUGUAAAUUGUGAUGGUUUUUAUGAGAAUUUCACUGUUUUCUGGAAUUGAACAUAAUUGGAAUGAAAAUGAGAAUUUCAUUGUUUUUCUGGAGUUAUUGCACCGAGCAUGAUUGGUUUGAAAUGAAAUUGUUUUCAUUGGUAUUGAGUACAGCAUGCCUAUUUGGAAUUGACUGAACUGUUUUGAUGAACUGAGAGUUUGCAAAUUCUGAGUUUUCUGAUAAAUCCAUGCCCACAUGGAAUUUUCUGGUUACUUUUGAAAUUCGGGAUUGAUUGUGAAAUUUGUAUUUUUCUGUAAAUUCUGCAUGGUUUUGUCUCGGAUAUGGUCAUGAUUACUGAUUACUGUGCCCGCUAGUGGGAGGUUUAUAAACGCUAGCACAUGU